CAAAAUUAAACUCAGUCCAGUUCCUUUCCUCCACUGCUGCCGCCGCCGCCGCCGACGGAACAUAAGGCCAGCCUCAGCUGCUCCACUACUUCUUCAAUCUGUGCAGGACCGAAAAUAAUGCUUUUCAUGAGGAAAUUGAGGCAUCAUCUGUUUUCUUUACUUACUAAUAGGGGUUAUAACUCCAUUCGGAUUUCACACCUCCAAAUUCCGGAGGGUUGGAGUCGCGUAAGAAUCUAUGAGCCUCUUGGCUACUCUUUGUGGUGCUCGAGUUUUAAAACUGGUGUCUUGGUAGACCUGAACAGAUUCGCGUAUGCAACUCGAUUUUUUGCGAGUAUGACUGGAACGAUCUUGGUCCAGGCUCGAGACCCUGCAAAACUGAGUCUGGAAAUAGAAAAUGCGGUUGAUGAGCGUAGAUAUGCUGAUGUGUGGAAGUUCUUUGAACAACACAUACAGAUGGAUGGGUUUCCUCGAAAAACUGUUGUGAACAAGGUUAUAACAAGUUUUGCUGGAAGCCUUGACAAUACAUGGCUUGAGAAGGCUUAUGGGGUGGUGGAACAAGCCUUUGAGGAAAGUAAACAGAAUUUGUUUGAAAAGGAACCUUUGAUUUAUCUCUCUCUCGGUUUGUCUAAAUGUGGUUUACCAGUUCCUGCAUCAACUGUUUUGAGGAAGCUGGUAGCAACAGAACAAUAUCCUCCUGUGAGUGCCUGGUCUGCAAUCUUGGCCCACAUGUCGCUUACAGCUUCUGGAGCUUACCUUGCAGCUGAGUUGAUUCUUGAGAUAGGUUAUUUAUUCCAAGAUGGGAGGGUAGACCCCCGUAAAAAGAGCAAUGCACCUUUGAUUGCUAUGAAGCCUAAUACUACUGCUUUCAAUGUUGCUUUGGCUGGAUGUCUCUUGUUUGAGACAACAAGAAAAGCAGAGCAGCUCCUUGAUGUGAUGCCUCGAAUCAGUGUGAAAGCAGAUGCAAACUUAUUGAUUAUAAUGGCACACAUAUACGAGAGAAAUGGGCGAAGAGAAGAGCUAAGGAAGCUUCAAAGACACAUAGAUGAAGCUGUUCACCUAAGUGAUAUUCAGUUUCGACAGUUCUAUAAUUGUUUGCUUAGUUGCCAUUUGAAGUUUGGGGAUCUUAAUUCUGCUUCCAAAAUGGUUUUACAAAUGAUUCAUAAAGCAAAGGAAGCACGGAAUUCACUUGCUGCUGCUAUACUAUCAUUUGAUGCUGUUGGCAAUAAUAAUAAUAAGCCCGCUUCAGUGCAAAUUUCUGGUGAAAAUCUGAGUCAUGGAAUAUCAGAUGGUUUAGAUAAUAGUAGAAUAAUAGAAAACUCUAUAGUUUCUUAUGAAGAUUUCACUAGAGACCGAAAGUUUACCAAUCUUGAUGCUGAAGCAAAGAGAAUACUUCAAACUUUGUUAGCUAAGUUGCAGACACGGGUUGAAUUGAUUACAACUGAGCAUGGUAUUCUCCAACCAACUGAAAGAAUUUAUGUUAAAUUGGUUAAGGCUUUUCUAGAAGCUGGCAAGACAAAGGAUUUGGCUCAUUUUCUUAUUAAGGCAGAGAAAGAAGAUUUACUUGUUUCCCAUGAUGAUUUGGCAUUGGAUCAUGUCAUUAAUUUAUGUAUAUCACUUGGGUGGUUAGAUCAGGCACAUGAUCUUCUUGAUGAGAUGCGUAUGGCUGGGGUCAGAGCCAGUUCCUCUGUGUAUGCUUCCCUCUUGAAAGCAUAUAUUGAAGCAAAUCGAGCAGGAGAAGUCACAGCACUUUUACGAGAUGCUCGUAAUGCUGGAGUGCAGCUAGAUUCAAGCUGUUAUGAAGCACUAAUCCAAUCCCGGGUUAUUCAGGAAGAUACCCAGGGAGCUUUCCAUCUUUUCAAAGAGAUGAAAGAGGCUAAAAUCCCAAGAACUGGUCAUCAAGAAUUUGAGAGGUUGGUGAAAGGAUGUGCAGAGAAUCGUGAGGCAGGGAUGAUGGCAAAGCUCUUGCAAGAAAUAAAGGAAGGGCAGAGAAAUGACUGUGGUGUUCAUGACUGGAAUAAUGUUAUCCAUUUCUUCUGUAAAAAGAGGUUGAUGCAAGAUGCUGAGAAGGCUUUGAAGAAGAUGAGAAGUCUGGGCCAUCUCCCAAAUGCACAAACUUUCCAUUCUAUGGUCACUGGGUAUGCUGCUAUUGGGGGGAAAUAUACUGAGGUAACGGAGUUGUGGGGUGAAAUGAAAUCUUUUGCUUCUUCCACCUCAAUGAAGUUUGAUCAAGAACUCUUGGAUGCUGUACUUUAUACAUUUGUGAGGGGUGGAUUUUUUGUUCGAGCAAAUGAAGUUGUGGAUAUGAUGGAGAAAGGGAAUAUGUUUAUUGACAAAUACAAAUAUCGAACCCUCUUCUUGAAGUACCACAAAACACUAUAUAAGGGCAAGGCUCCCAAAUUCCAGACAGAAUCCCAACUUCAAAAGAGAGAAGCAGGAUUGACCUUUAAGAAGUGGGUAGGCUUGUAUUGAUGAAACUUUUUGAGCUUCAACAUGUUUUCAAAAGAUAUGACUCAUCGAGACUUCAAAGUUGUAGAAGCUCUCAAGAGAAAUAAAUUGUUCACUGACAAAGCUGCAUAGAAAUAAUUUAAAUGAAAUCAAAGCAGUGGCGAGAGAGUUGAAGAUAGUGCUAAAAAGAGAAAUCUGAAAUCAAUGAAGAAGAUAACGCAUUGCUCUCAAAUUUGAAAUAUGCAAGGAGUGGGAGCAACAGGAGCAGGGACAUGUUUCUAGACCCUGAGAAGCAUUUGAGCAGGGUUUGGUCUAGGGAUAGAGAAGCUCCGGCUUGAAAGAAGAGUAGGAGACUGAUUUGCAUAAACUGGAUCGAAAGUGAAAUAGCUAAUUUGACAUAUGUUGCUGUAAACCGUGGCACAGAUGAUGACCAAGAUUAUUCUGAUCAAAGGAUUCAUGAAGCAGCUUAUUGCUGCCCUUGGCGGAUGGACCUUUGGAUAAGGACAUCACAAAUUGCCGUAGCACAUGGACAAAUACUUGAAGGUGCGGUUCUAUUUGAAAGCCUACUCCUUCCAAUGUAUAGAGCCAUAACAUUCAACUUCUGCAAUCAUCUUCAUUUCAUGAAAUUCUGGAAUUUUAGGUUCCAAAAUUGGUCUAUUGCAUUACAUAGUACAUGGUUUGAGAUUUUUACGUUGUCACAACAAUAAGAUGGAAAAAUCUUCAAUCCCCUCCAAGUUCCAACAAUGCGUGGGCUUUGGUUUCACGGGUAAUAAAGUAUCUAUAUCAUAAGCUUAUAAUU
Molecule: messenger RNA, 3244 nt
Organism: Pistacia vera
Lineage: Eukaryota; Viridiplantae; Streptophyta; Magnoliopsida; Sapindales; Anacardiaceae
Product: pentatricopeptide repeat-containing protein At1g03100, mitochondrial
Exons: 4
Coding region: 118-2469 (783 amino acids)
Molecular function (GO): protein binding
Source: RefSeq, a predicted model, not a curated record